AUGUUUAGUCAAUUGGUUGGAACUACACGAAAUGUUGAGAAUGAUUGGAAAACAGGAGAAAAGAUACCAUAUCUCUGCUUGGCGAAGACAUUCGAAGGUAUUGAAGCCACAUCAUCACGGUUGGAAAUAGUUAAAAUAUUGGCCAGUUUUUUUAUGAAAGUAAUAGAACGAACGCCAAGCGAACUGGCAACUUGUGUUUAUUUGUGUGUGAAUAAACUUGGCCCAACAUAUGAAGGAAUGGAGUUGGGCAUUGCUGAAGGAGCUUUAAUGAAAGCCAUCGCCCAAGCGACUGGUCGUAAGAUUGAUAAACUGAAGGAGGAUCUAAACCAAAAAGGAGAUUUGGGUUUGGUUGCGCAAAUGAGUCGAAGUAAUCAGCGUAUUUUGUUUACUCCGGCUCCUCUUACUGUAACUGCAGUUUUUCAUAAACUGCAAGAUAUGGCAAAAACUUCCGGACAUAUGGCAAUGAAUAAAAAAGUGGAUAUGAUCAAAUCACUUUUGGUUUCAUGUCGUGACUGUGAAGCUCGUUAUCUGAUAAGAUGUCUGAGCGGGAAGCUGCGAAUUGGUUUGGCAGAACAAUCAAUACUUGCAGCUCUUGCAAACGCAUUCACUGAUUUUGAAAUCAAAAAAACUGGUGAAAAACUGAGCUGUGAAAAAAUGAAGGAACGGCAAGCAGAGGAUAUAUUACUAUUGAGGAGUACAUACAGCGAGUGUCCAGAUUAUGAAAAAGUAGUCGCAGCGGUGCUGAAUGGUGGUCUGUCGAAGUUACCAGAAAAAUGCAAAAUCACACCAGGUAUACCUGUAAAACCCAUGUUAGCACAUCCAACAAAAGGAAUUGCUGAAGUGCUAAAACGUUUUGGUGGAUCUGUUUUCGCUUGCGAAUUUAAAUACGAUGGCGAAAGAGCUCAAAUACAUUAUGAUUCAUCUGGUAUUAAAAUAUUCAGUCGGAAUCAAGAAAAUAAUACUGACAAAUAUCCGGAUCUGAAAGAACUUUUAAAACAGAUUAUGGAUGAGGAGACGACAUCUUUUAUUAUUGAUUCGGAAAUUGUUGCAUUUGAUCCUAUACACGAAACGAUUUUACCUUUUCAGAUUCUUUCCACGAGAAAGAGGAAGAAUGUAGGUGACAGUGAAAUUAAAGUUAAAGUCCAUGUAUUUAUGUUCGAUUUGUUAUUCUGGAACGGCCAGUCACUAACUAAAUCUCCGUACCGAAAGCGACGAGAAAUGUUGCAACGGCAUUUUAAGGAAGUGGGAGGUGUAUGUGGAUUUGUUGCAUCCAAAGAUACGGAAGACACGGAACAGAUUUCCGAAUUUCUAGACGAUGCCAUAAAAGGUAACUGCGAGGGACUUAUGAUCAAAACGCUUGAUGUUGAUGCUACGUAUGAAAUAGCGAAACGAUCACACAGUUGGCUAAAGCUUAAAAAGGAUUAUUUGGACACAAUUGGAGAUACUGUUGAUCUCACCGUUAUUGGUGCAUUCUUUGGUACGGGUAAAAGGACAGGUGUUUAUGGUGGUUAUUUACUGGCAUGCUAUAAUCCAAUAAAUGAAGAAUACGAAAGUAUUUGCAAGAUUGGUACAGGUUUAACUGAUGAUGACCUUCGCCAACAGCACCAGUACUUUGAAGAACUCAGGAUCGAAAAGGCUCGUCCUUAUUAUUCUUACGAUAGCUCAUUGAAACCAGAUGUAUGGUUUGAUCCGAAAAUUGUCUGGGAAGUGAAAGCAGCUGAUUUGUCAAUAUCUCCUAAACAUUUUGCUGCCAGAGGAAUCGUAGAUCUGGAAAAAGGGAUCUCACUGCGAUUUCCUCGAUACAUUCGGAGACGUACUGAUAAAACACCGGAGGAAGCUACCACUUCACAGCAGAUAGCGGAUAUGUACAACAACCAGGAACAGAUCAAAAAUAAAGUAGCAAGUAGUGCUAAUGAUGAUAAUACUGAUGACUACUACUGA
Brugia malayi is the source of this 1941-nucleotide messenger RNA. It is a transcript of the gene Bma-lig-1, whose product is annotated as DNA ligase, putative. Gene Ontology annotation, biological process: DNA repair; DNA biosynthetic process; DNA recombination. The transcript has 16 exons. The record is from RefSeq and is a predicted model, not a curated record. NCBI's taxonomy places the organism in Eukaryota, Metazoa, Nematoda, Chromadorea, Rhabditida, Onchocercidae. Gene Ontology annotation, molecular function: DNA binding; DNA ligase (ATP) activity; ATP binding. Gene Ontology annotation, cellular component: nucleus; mitochondrion. Bases 1 to 1941 code for a protein of 646 amino acids.